AUUGUGAGUCGUUUAUAUUUAGAAAUGAGUGUAACUUGAAAUUAUUCAUGGUGGGUUAUUGAUCUUUUAUGUCAAUAAAUACUCUUUCAUUCUAUUUUUUCCCGAAAAAAAUACAAAUGUCAGCGGAACCUCUGCUUUGACGGAGGAACGAUUUCCUUGUAGCACACAUCCUCAGUUUGUCCAAUCAGAAGUCGCAUCUGUCUGACGUCACCCCUUACAUGUGACAAACCAUCAUGGAUGCCCUCUGACUGUAAACUGUAAUGUCCUGGCUGUCCACCCAAACGUCCUUCUCUUUCAGUGUUGUGAAUAUUGAUAAAAAUGAAAUAUUUGUUCGGUUUGAGCCGCUUCUUCUCCCGCCGCCAUGUCCGCUUCUGCCACCAGAGCGUCUACAACAGACACUCGGACCCGCGGAGGAUCGGAGUGGAGCUCGGGGAGAAGAAACUGGAAAUCUCCUCAGGGAGAUUUGCUAGAUUUGCUGAUGGGUCUGCUGUAGCACAGCUGGGAGAAACCUCUGUGAUGGUGACUGCUGUGAGCAAAACAAAACCUACUUCUUCUCAGUUCAUGCCUCUCGUGGUGGAUUACAGGCAGAAAGCCGCCGCUGCAGGCCGCAUCCCCACUAAUUAUCUGCGGCGGGAGCUCGGUACCACCGACAAUGAAAUCCUCACCAGCAGACUCAUCGAUCGAUCCAUUCGACCGCUUUUCCCGCCUGGUUACUUUUACGACACUCAGGUUCUUUGUAACUUGCUUGCUGUUGAUGGCGUCAAUGACCCGGAUGUGCUGGCUAUUAAUGCAGCCUCUGCAGCUCUGGCUCUGUCUGACAUCCCCUGGCACGGACCCAUAGGUGCUGUGCGGGUUGGGAUGGUUGAUGGAGAGUUACUCAUCAACCCCACCAGAGCAGAGAUGGCCUCCAGCACUUUAAACCUGAUUGUCGCUGGAGCUCCAAGCAGCCAAGUGGUGAUGAUUGAGGCGUCUGCCGAGAACGUCCUGCAGCAGGACUUCUGCCACGCGGUGAAGGUGGGAGUCAAACACACCCAGCAGAUCAUUCUCGCCAUCCAGCAGCUGGCAAGAGAGCAGAAGGUCACCAAGCGCACGCCGGUCAAAAUGUUCUUCCCUCCGACAGAGAUGGUCGAACACGUUCGAAAAUUCGCCUCUGAAAAGAUCUAUACUGUUUUCACUGAUUAUAGUCAUGAUAAGAUUUCAAGAGAUGAAGCCAUAAACAAAGUACGAUUGGAAGCUGAAGAAGAUCUCAAAGCUGCGUUUCCUCAGGCGGAGCCCUUUGACUUCAUUGAAUCUUUUAACAUCGUGAGCAAAGAAAUCUUCCGUAAUUUAGUGCUGAAUGAGUACAGGAGAUGUGACGGGAGGGAACUGACCGCUUUGAGGAACAUCUCGUGCGAGGUCGACCUUUUUCGGCCUCUGCAUGGCUCGGCUCUGUUUCAGAGAGGACAAACGCAG
This is a messenger RNA of Oryzias melastigma (Indian medaka), 1452 nucleotides long. RefSeq names its product polyribonucleotide nucleotidyltransferase 1, mitochondrial. NCBI's taxonomy places the organism in Eukaryota, Metazoa, Chordata, Actinopteri, Beloniformes, Adrianichthyidae. Gene Ontology annotation, cellular component: mitochondrion; cytosol. Gene Ontology annotation, molecular function: polyribonucleotide nucleotidyltransferase activity; RNA binding; 3'-5'-RNA exonuclease activity. Gene Ontology annotation, biological process: mitochondrial RNA 3'-end processing; mitochondrial mRNA catabolic process. The record is from RefSeq and is a predicted model, not a curated record.